Colletotrichum karsti is the source of this 3414-nucleotide messenger RNA. RefSeq lists its product as uncharacterized. Gene Ontology annotation, molecular function: protein binding; sterol binding. NCBI's taxonomy places the organism in Eukaryota, Fungi, Ascomycota, Sordariomycetes, Glomerellales, Glomerellaceae. Gene Ontology annotation, biological process: SREBP signaling pathway. The transcript has 2 exons. The record is from RefSeq and is a predicted model, not a curated record. Gene Ontology annotation, cellular component: endoplasmic reticulum membrane; Golgi membrane.
CUGCAAGUCCACUUGCAACCGUCGCCGCAGAUGAUUUGGUACCUGUUGUAUCCUUUGCGAGGAACGACGGAAGCCCCCCUCCUUGCCCUGAACCAUCCUCUCCGCCGAGCCUUCGCGCGAUACGGUCGAUACGCCGCGAGACACGUCGUAACCACCCUCAUCAUUUCGGUCGCCGUCGCCGCCAUCCUCAUAUACCCAUUCCCAUAUCUCUUCACCUCAGAUCUGAGCAAUGGCGCUUCGAACCUACCGCACCAUGUGUGGACUGCCGCGCAGCCACUUGCCGAGAACAGCACAGAGCCCGACGUUAUAAUGCGAUCCAUAUGGGUCCACGGCAGUUACAUGAAGGCUUUGGAACGCGAUGUCUUGCUUGGUGCUCUCGAACUGCAAGAUGAGCUGCUUGGUCCCACCAAAGAUUUUAGCCCGCGCCGGGCCGUGACGACCGUUCGUCUCCACCAUCCGCACGACGCAGAUCUCGCCCCUGGAGACCGGGAUGCUUUUCACGUCGUCAAUGGCCUUACGAACCAAUCGUGGUUCUUCCACUCGCCUCUCCAAUAUUGGGCCUGCUCCCCCGAGCGCAUAGCAGACGAUGCCGACAUUCUUUCCACCGUCAACGAGAGGAAGACGCAGCCUACAUCAGUCAAUGUUACCCUGAGGCAUUCCAUCGUCUUCAGUGGCAAACACUUCGAGGACCGCAAACUCAUGGCCGCAGAUGCUUUGGUCAUCACACUGAUUCAUCUCCGCGAUUCCCCUGUCGGCCGCCAAUGGGAGAGGAAGGCGCAAGCGUUGGCAACUCGGAUGAGGAACAAAUGGACCGCGUAUCCGGCUGACGGCAGAAGCACGACCAGUCAAUUAUACGAGUUCCAGUUCAUGCCCAUCUCAAUGCAAGACACGGUGUUUCUUGCGCUCGCAUACGGCUUGGUAUCUCUUUACUUUCUAUUCAGCCUUUCGAAGCUGAGAGCCGUCAAGUCCAAGAUUGGGCUGAUAGUAACGGUCUUCGCCCAGAUCCUUGUUUCUAUCAUGUCGAGCUUCACUGUUUGUGCAGUUUUCCGAGUUGAUCUAUCGGGAAUCCCACAAGCGGCCUACCCUGUGGUGGUCCUCUCCAUGAGUCUGGAAAACAUAUUCAGACUCAUCAAUGCCGUUAUCUUGACUCCCUCGGAAAACAGCACGAGCAGUCGCAUUAGUCGCGCAUUCGGAGAGACGGCACACAUUGCUCUGGCCAGUUCGGCGCAGAACGUCCUCAUCCUGUGGGGUCUCUCCCAGGUUGUCUCACCUGGCGUUUCCGCAUUUUGCACCUUCGUGUCCGUCGCAAUUCUUUUCGACUUCUUCUAUCUAUCCACCUUUUUCCUGGCGGUCCUCAGCGUCGAUGUCCGACGCACAGAGCUCAGCGAUGCCCUGGCCAAAGCCACAUUGAAAAACAACAGGUACGGCCAGGAGCAACCACUAAAGACGAGUUGGUUUGAAGCCAUGCUGCAGGGCAAGAUUGCCCUGUCCACCCGUAUCGCCGGCACCGUCAUCAUGAUCACUUUCGUCUUGAUUGCGCAGUGGCAUUUCUUCGAGAAUGACACACUGUUCCGGCUCGUGCGCGGAGUUUUCAGAAUCGGUAGGGAUAGUGUCAACUUCAGUCAACAAAAGAACUCGAUGCUUGUCGACAUUCACCAAGCGCGUAGCCCGACGUCUUGGCUUCGGCUGCAGGACCACGAAAGCGCUCGCGAGGUCAUCAACGUCAUCAAGCCAAAUUCCCACAGUUACAUCGCCCGUGUCUACGACCCUCUGGUUUUCGUCCUAAAUGGUGCAGAUCGAACCCCGCGCAACCCCGAGCGACUAUUGCUACCGGCUCUCUACGACUUCAUCGACCAUCACCUAAAGCACUUCUUGGUUACCGUCCUGUUCAUCCUCUCAGCUGUUCGUCUUCUUAUGAACUACUUGCUGUGGGGUGAUGACGCUGAGUCGAGACGCAAUGGCGACCUCGGAGACCAGCCACUCCUUGCAGUAGACACUCUGCCAGAAGAGCACACUCUUGACGUCGUUCUCAUGUCUUCAUCUUACGACGGUCACAUCAUCUCUGUUGGCCUUGACCGGUCGGUCCGGGUGUGGGACGUUCGCUCGGGUGUGCUUGGCUACUCGCUGGCUGAUGUCGAACCACCGCCCGAGAACCCCUUCCCAGUGUUGGCUGUUGCGACAGACAAAAAGUCCAACUGGCUGGCUCUCCUGUCUUCUCGGAAGGUCUUCUUGUGGAAUUUGCAAGAGCGACGGUGGAGCCAGUCAGUACCAGUCGAAUUGAACGGCCAGAAGCCCGAAGGCUUCUUCUUCGGCACGCCAACUUUCGACUACUCGAGCCCGCUGGUCAUUGUGCGACGGAACGGGACGAUGACGCAAAUUUUCCCGGGCUCACGGGAGCCCAUGGAGUUUACGAUCUGCAAGAGUCCACUCAUUUCGGUGCGGCCUCUCGUUCAGAAGAACGCCAUAGGUGGGACUUCGCAGCUAUCGAUCCUGACGGCAUCGAGGAAAGGCUGCAUCCACGUCGCGACCCAUCAACAAGACAAUUCCUGGGUGUCACAAAGCCUUGACGUUCACACUGUCGAAGACCGAGACGCGUAUCAAGUCGUCCCGCUCUCUGCGCUUAGCUCGUUUCUAGUUGCCAGAUCUCAGACGGUCGAUCUUGUCGACGCGAAAACCAAGAACCUGCUCCACACGUUUGAAACGGAGCCCAUCCAGCCGCGGUCGCUUAGGUGUUUCCACUCUUCACGACGCAAGCCCCAAUGCGGCUCGGUUGGACUUGUGUCUUUCGGCAUAGCCUACAACCACGCCGAUUCGGGAGACUGCAUCAUCCAGACUUACACUUGCAGGGAAGAUGGGAAUGUCAUCUGCUUCCGGAAUACGAGCCUGCCACCGAGCCGCAGUUGCUCCAUGUGGCACGAUACUAUCGAGACAAAGCGACAAAUCGCCAACCCUGGCACUUGGGAGGCGCUUCCCAACGGCUUCCUUGUCGGUGUAAGGAAAGACAAUUAUGACAGUGGAUCGAGCAGCGGCGAGUCGUCCCCGACAACAACCGGCGGCCUUCGGCGCAGAAUGUAUCAACGCCUGGAAAAGCGACCCAGCAGGUCUGAGGACAACUGGGAAGUCUGGAUUGCAUCGGAGUUAGGGCGCGAGGAGAUAUACGAGACUAAACCACUUCACUCGGAAAUUGAGAGCGGAUCGCAUCUCAUCAUUUCCGAGCUUGGCCCCAUGGUCAAGGUCGGCACGGCGUCGGUGGCGGUGGGGUUUGGAAACAUCAUAAAGCUGAUCACGGUUGGCCAUCAGCACUUUGAGGACUUGGCGGAAGGCGAGAACGGUGAGUUCUUGAACAUUGGGAGCCGGCGAAGGAAGCCGGCUGGCGUUACACAUGCGCGAAUGAAGGUUCCGUCGUGGAUUUGA